This is a messenger RNA of Macrosiphum euphorbiae (potato aphid), 792 nucleotides long. The record is from the annotation of a GenBank genome assembly. Lineage: Eukaryota; Metazoa; Arthropoda; Insecta; Hemiptera; Aphididae.
AUGACGAGGUUUGCCAGAGCUCGAGGCUCUAAAUCAUCUAACCAAAAAAUACCGGAGGAAGCAACACCAUGGUUGGAAAUGAAAGAAAAGCCACAGCAAACCGGAGACGACGAGUCCACGACAAACGUGGUGGAAGUGUCGGAAGAGAAUCGCAGUAGCAAGCACGACUCGUAUUCGAACGUGGAUAAAUUUGACGGGUUCAGCGUGUUGAAAGAGGACGCGGUGAAACUGCGAGUGGAAAAAUUCAAGUUAAUUAAACAAGGUGUGCCUAGACAUCAGCUGAAGACACAAUUGAUGCCAAUGCGUCGACGUGCUGAGAAGAAACUCUCCAGGCUCAGACAAAAAGCAUGUUUUCAUUGCCGACAACCUGGUCAUAUGCUGAACCAAUGCCCGGAGUUGGGUACCAACACAGCAUUGGGAGUGUGCUUUAAGUGUGGAUCGACAGAACACAAAUUACACGAAUGUCGUAAUGCAGGAAACAGUGGUCAACUUGAUUUUGCCAAAUGUUUUAUAUGCAAUGAAGAAGGACAUCUUUCCCGUCAAUGUCCAGAUAACCCUAUGGGAUUAUAUCCAAAUGGAGGAGCUUGCCGAUCUUGUGGAGAUGUUACCCAUUUUGCCAAAGAUUGUCCAGAAAAACAAAAGAGAAAAAGAGAAGAAGAUGAUCUACCUACAGUUGGAAUAAUGGACAAUCGAGCAAUUGAAGAAUUAGAUGAUGAAAGAAGCCACAAAAAACACAAACAAUAUAAUUUAAAAACAUUUAACAAAAAAAAAAAAGUCAUAAUGAUGAAGUAA